Molecule: messenger RNA, 1365 nt
Organism: Mercurialis annua (annual mercury)
Lineage: Eukaryota; Viridiplantae; Streptophyta; Magnoliopsida; Malpighiales; Euphorbiaceae
Exons: 2
Coding region: 1-1365 (454 amino acids)
Source: RefSeq, a predicted model, not a curated record
AUGGACAAGGGAAAAGAACCGAUGCGAAAGGAAGGUGCCCCGGAAAAUUCCGCAAAGAAACAAAACGCCCCCAUAGUAAUUCCAGACGAGGAACGUUGGAUGGAUGAACAACACACCCUCAAAGACGGAGAAGAGCAUCUGGAGGAAAAAGUCCGCCAAGUCAUGAGCAGGCUUGGAAUAAGAUGUGAAGACGUAGACAUCUCUCUUCGAAGUGACUCACCACUUGCAGAUUUCAUCAUCUCUCACGAGUUCCCUACAAAGUUCAGAUACCCUCCAAAUUUAGAAUCAUACGAUGGAACAGGCUGUCCCAAAAGCCAUAUUCACAAAUUCCAAGCGGUGAUCAAUGUUCAGACAAACUUAGAUCACGUACUGUGCAAGCUUUUUCCUACUACCUUAAAAGGUCUGGCGCAGGAAUGGUACCAAAGUUUAAAGCCAGGAUCAGUGCUGACGUUCAAACAAUUCUCAGGACUUUUCCAGGCUAGAUUCGUAGCAUGCAUCCCUCAAAAGAAGCUAUCCACAGACCUGCUAGCCAUCAUGCAAUGGGAAGGAGAGACACUCAGGAAGUAUGUAGAAAGAUUCAAUAAGGAGGCGAUGCAGAUAGAAGACCUGAGCCAGGAGAUCGCCUACACAGCAUUACUCAAUGGAACUACCAACUCCGACCUACGAAAGGAAUUGUUGGCUAAAUCACCAAAAUCUUUUACCACACUGAUGACCAUCGCACAUACACAAAUCAGAGUGGACGAUGGCCAGAGAGAGAUAGAGAAUCGCCUUGGACGGGUAGAAGAACGAACAUUUGCAGAAAGAAGAAAUGGGGACAGAUCGCCCACAGGAAAGAGGUUCGGCGAGAAAGGCAACGACCAUUUCAGAAACAAAAGGAAAAAAGACGAAGAUAGGCGAUAUACGCCCCUAAACACAACCAGAACCAACGUACUGUUUUGGGUAAAAGACAGCCGAGAGAAGGUCAGAUGGCCAAGGAAGAUGAACGCUGCAUCAGCCAGCAAAAGAGACAACAGCAAAUAUUGUGAAUUUCACAGAGACAACGGCCACACCACAGAUGAAUGCUGGCACCUGAAGGAAGAGAUAGAAAAGCUGAUAGAAAGGGGAUCCCUUUCCCAGUUCGUAAAAAGGGAUACCGAAGCCAGAGAGGCGGAAUCAGAAAGAAAGAAAGAGCGGAAAGAAGAAACCGCCAGAAGACCCAGACCAGAGCCAACAGGCGUGGUUAACGUAAUAAUGGGCGGAUCGACCGGAGGAGACAACAAUACUACAAGAAAGAAAGCUGCGAGAACAGUCUACUCAGUUAGCCCAGGUGCACCAAAUGCUAAGAAAUUCAGAAGCGAAGAUCUUCCUAUUCCUCGCAUUCCAUAA